AUGCGCCUCGCCGUCCCGGCGCUCGCCCUCCUCUCACUGCUCGCGCUGCUCCGCGCACACGGCGCCACGGCUCCGAGCGUCGCGGGCAGCGACCACCUAGGUCUGGAGCGCGCGUCAACCGAACAGGGCGGGGCUACGCCCGAGGCGAGCCACAGCGGCAGCGUGCACGCGGCGCCGGACAGCUCCACGCGGCGGGCGACGGACGGCGGCGGCGGGACGCGCUCCCACUCCCACGGCGAGGGGGAGGAGGAGUGGAAGGUGCCGCUAAAGCCUUCGGUGGUGGCGCGGGCGCCGAGCAUCGGCGGCGUCGACCGGCGCGAGUCCGCGCUGGCGAAGCGGCUGAGCGUGCUGGUGACGCUGCUGUACACGAUGCUCUACCUCAUCGCCUCCCCCGUGGCCAUCAUGGCCAACAAGAUCCUGAUGAAGGACAAGGGCUUCGGAUACCCGGUGAUGGUGUCUGCGAUGGGGCAGGUUGCCACCGCCUUGUGCGCCGCCGUCGUCGUCUUCAUCACGGGCGAGAGCCUCGAGACAGGCCGCAAGAUCGGCGCCACCACGCUGCUCGUGCUCGGCUGCGUCUCGGCGCUGGCGCUGGUGCUCGGCCAGUACCCGUACUUUUACCUGACCGUGGCCUUCAUCCAGAUGCUGAAGGCCUUCUCGCCGGCGUACAUGAUCUGCUUCCUCUUUUGCCUCGGCGCGGAGCCGCCGGUUGUAGCGCGACGGGGGACGGUCAUCCGGAAAGACGUGCCGUGUGUGAGCAGGCUUCGAGCAUUUGUCCAACUGGGCAGAAAGAGAGUGGAAUGCGCCAGCAAGAUGGGCCGUGUGGAGCGGCCGUCCAACCGCGUCAUCCGGUGCGUACUCGGGCUGUCGGUGUGCACGUGCAUCGCUUCGGCGGGCGAGGCGAGCCGUCUGGACUUCACUGCACGGCAAUGCGACACAAUGCACGCCGCCUUCACGAAGGGCGCUGUCAACUUUUCGCUCAUCGGGGUGCUCUUUAUGACGAUGGCGUCUUGCUCGGAUGCGCUCCGGCUCGGGAUCGGCUACGCGGGCCUGCUUCUCUUCUUCGCGUUGUACACCGUCGCCAAGAACCAGGCGCGCCGAGAUUGUGCGAGAUCGCGCGAGGCGGUCCCAGAUACGUACACCGUCGCCAAGAGCUAG
This is a messenger RNA of Emiliania huxleyi CCMP1516, 1155 nucleotides long. RefSeq lists its product as hypothetical. The record is from RefSeq and is a predicted model, not a curated record. The coding region runs from base 1 to 1155 and encodes 384 amino acids. The transcript is spliced from 8 exons. Lineage: Eukaryota; Haptophyta; Isochrysidales; Noelaerhabdaceae.